AACAUUACCACCAAAAAACGUCCACGCAUUUAUUGUUUUUUUAUGGCUUGGACAUGAAAAGCCCAUACACGUACGAAGAAGAAACGCAAGCUGGCUGUGCUUUUUUCCGCUAACAGAAAUGUUGCCUUUGACUUUGUUAAACGCUGCCCAAGGACGUCCAAUCCUUGUAGAAUUGAAGAACGGCGAGACUUUUAAUGGACAUCUUGAGAAAUGUGAUAAUUAUAUGAAUUUGACUCUUCAGGAAGUCAUUCAAACCAUGCCUGAAGGUGACAAAUUCUUUCGGAUGCCCGAGUGUUAUAUUCGUGGAAACAAUAUCAAAUAUCUUCGCGUUCAAGACGAAUUGGUGGAGCAAGUGGCCAAGCAACAGAGUCAACAUCGUGAAAACCGUUCCAAUCGCUUCCGUGGUCGCGGUCGCGGCCGUGGAGGUUAUGGAAACAACGGCGGCAGAAGAGGCGGUCAUCGCCCUAUGCAACACUAGACAUUGUCGAGGUUUACCCGCUAGGCUGUGUUUACGAAAAAUGAGGAUUCACUGGAGUAUUAUGUGACAGUUUUAAGGAGAUCGAGAGAACGUAAUUUGGUUUCGUAGACAUGUAUUGGAGUGGGGAAGCAUGUAUUAUCAGUUUUCAGUUUUGUUCCUCUACUUUUUCGUAAUCAGAUUUCGCAUAAAAUCAAAACUAUUGCCAUCUGGCUGGAGAAUGACUUUUACACCUAUGGGUCUUCCGUCCUCAGUAAUGGGUUGAGCAAUUAGUAGACCACAAUCGGUUGUGAUACCUUCGAUGCGUGCGGGAACACCAUUUUCCAGGUAAACUUUUUGGUUUGUGUGAAGCCAGUUUUUGUAGUACACGGGAAGAAUAGUACUGAAGCCUUGAU
Molecule: messenger RNA, 870 nt
Organism: Schizosaccharomyces japonicus yFS275
Lineage: Eukaryota; Fungi; Ascomycota; Schizosaccharomycetes; Schizosaccharomycetales; Schizosaccharomycetaceae
Product: U6 snRNP-associated protein Lsm4
Exons: 3
Coding region: 119-478 (119 amino acids)
Biological process (GO): RNA processing; nuclear-transcribed mRNA catabolic process; mRNA splicing, via spliceosome
Cellular component (GO): Lsm2-8 complex; U5 snRNP; spliceosomal snRNP complex
Molecular function (GO): RNA binding; U2 snRNA binding
Source: RefSeq, a predicted model, not a curated record